CCCCUCCUCUCUCCCGCCCGUGUGCAUUCGUCACUUUCUUUUUCCUCUCUUCACCAAGAAAAAAAAAAUCCUUCACCCUCUUUUUCCAAAACAACCAAUCUUGAAAAAUAUGGCAUCUGGAACAAAUGCUCUCGACAUGGCGCUUGACGACGUCAUCUCGCAAACUCGAACUGACAAACGUCGACAAAACAACAGCGGCCGCGGUGGUGGUGGCAUGCGUGGCGGAGGCGGCAUAAGCAAGCCCAAUCGCGGCGGUGCCGGUUUUCGAUCUGGAAACAACAACUUUUCGCGUCAACCUUAUGGCUCCAGACCAUCGUAUCGCAGCGGCAAUCAAUCCUACAACACACAAGCACCCAGAUCGACACGUAACCAGCUGGUCGUUUCCAACUUGCACUACAACGUAACCGAAAACGAUCUCUACGAACUCUUUGGUCAAAUGGGCAAACUCAAGCGCGCUUACUUGCACUUGGCACCAAGCGGCGGCUCAUCGGGCGUGGCCGACAUUGUGUACAUGCACCCACAAGACGCGGAACGGGCCUCGGCGUCAUACAACAAUGUUGAGUUGGAUGGUCGCCCGAUGCGUAUAAGCUUUGCGACACAACCUGGCGCUGCGCCUCAGCAAUCUGCAGGUGGAGCGAUGCGGCGGCCAAUGCGCGGUGGCAACCAGGGCGGAUACACUCGCGGCGGAAGCAGAGGCGGACGCGGAUCUGGUGGCAACCGUCGUCGUCAAGACAACCGACCCCGUCCCUCCGAGGCAGAUCUCGACGCGGAUAUGGACAGCUACAUGACUGGCCCUACUGACGGCGCGUAGUUGCGACGACACAAGGUCUGAUCCACACACUCUAUAAAGUGACACACACACACAAACUCUUUCUCUCGCUUUUGCCCACCCUCAGACAACACCUAAGAAAAAAAAACAAUACUAUCUGCUCCCUUGCUCUCUCUCUUUCUCUCUCUUAUAUACUCCCAUCUCAUCAUCAUCACCAAUCAUGUAUUUGACGGUUGUAAACAAUGUGCUUUUUCCAGUCCGGUUGGACAGCCGAGUUAAUUUUGCAGUCGAUAUUAUAUAUAAAAAGAAAAAAAACGUGUCGUUUCUUUCUUUUUGGUGUCAGUUGCCUGACUGCUGUCUAAAAAUAGAAACCGUCUUGGCUCCAGUUCUUCUAGCAUUUCCUUUUGCUAUUUUCGCACCAUUUCGGCAGUGUCAAUUCUUCUUCCUUUCCUUUUCUUCUCUCUCUCUCUCUCUCUCUCUCUCUCUCGGCAAAACCAGUAUAUACACACCUGCCGUGCAAAAGUAUACAAUCGAUACAAUA
Zychaea mexicana is the source of this 1310-nucleotide messenger RNA. RefSeq lists its product as uncharacterized. The record is from RefSeq and is a predicted model, not a curated record. NCBI's taxonomy places the organism in Eukaryota, Fungi, Mucoromycota, Mucoromycetes, Mucorales, Lichtheimiaceae. The transcript has 5 exons. Gene Ontology annotation, biological process: mRNA export from nucleus. Bases 110 to 811 code for a protein of 233 amino acids. Gene Ontology annotation, cellular component: nucleus. Gene Ontology annotation, molecular function: mRNA binding.